AGAAGGUGGCUAACAGUUUUUUCCUUUUUAGCUGUUUGUCCGAAGAAGACAGAAUUGCAGCAUGUCGAUGACAUUUGUGUCUGGACGACAGCGUUCAGAACCUACUCAACAAACAGUUCAAUCGCUUCUGGAUGAGAAUUCACAAAUUAUUCAGACUAUUGUUGAUUAUCAGAGUAAAGGGAAAGCAUAUGAGUGCACACAAUACCAGCACAUUUUGCAUCGUAACCUGGUGUACUUGGCAACAUUAGCGGACUCAACUCAAAGCAUGCAGAACACAAUCCCAGCCCCUGGGUCUCAGAGUGGUUCCAGUAGACCCCCUGCAUCUGCAACCCCACCAUCUGGGGGUGGUAUGCAUGGCCUACCUGACAUGAUGCCAAACUCUGGUACAUCCUCAGACAUGAUGCCAACUUCAGCUGGAUUGAAUGCUGGAAUGCCCUCUGGAAUGAAUGACCCAAUGAAAUCCAACAUGCCCCCACAACUGGGUGGAAUGAGUGGUCCUACCACUGCAAGUUAUGGUGCCAGUUCAGUUAGCGGAAUGGGACAGUCAACCUCAUCCCCUCCCCAGCUUCAGCAUCCACCCAUGACAGCGCAGAGUCACAUGGGCUACCCCAAUCCAUCUCAAAGCCAACAGAGUCGACCUGUAGCCCCACCCACCAUGUCAGGGCCAAUGGGAAAUUUGCCUCCACAGGUUCCACCCAUUCAGUCUCAUGCCCCUCCACCUCUGGGUCAACACAUGAUGUCGCAGAAUCAACCACAGUCUCAACAAUACAUGAUGCAGCAGAGGCAGAUGCAGUUCAGACAAGGUGCACCACAGCAGAUGCCUCAGCAACAACAGUCCUUGUCACACAGUCACCCUGGAUAUGGACCACCUAGCUCAGGAGGUAUGCCAUCAACUGGUAUGAUGCCAGGGUAUCCCUCGCAGCAGCAAACACAGAGAUACAAUCCUUACAGACAGACUCCUCAGCAACAAGGCUUGUCGCACAUACCAUACCCAACCCAGCAACAGCCAGGACAGUCAGUAAUGGGGCAACAACCACCAAUGGGUCAGACACCUGUGGGACAGUCACCUAUGCAACAGCCACCUCUUGUGUGACGUGACUUUGUUGCAAGUUUGCGAUGUGACACAAUUUGUUACAAGAUAAUGGGAAUGAAACAAAUUCAUGUGGCAGGCAUGGUUAUGAAAGUGUUACACCCAUUUUGAUAAGAUCUGGAUUACAAGUGCCACUGUUUUGAUGACUUCCAUUCAAGGAAGGUAGCAAAGGAGGGAUCCUAACAUGAAUUUUAGAAAAAUUUGUGUCAUACAUAAAGAAGGGAAAACUUUUCAAGUCUCUUCUUGUGUACAAGGUUUCUGGGAAAUCUUGGAAGUUUUCACAAAAUGAGAGAAAAAGUUCACAGGUCACUUUUAUUUCUAGAGGUGGAUCACAGCUCAGAACAAUUCAUGCAUCACGUAUUAAUUUUAGCUCUAAUGAGGCAUUACAUUUAAACCUUUAGCCACCCUCUUACAUCAGCCAUAACACAAGGUCUGUUUGUUCACAAGGGGGUUGUAAGAAGACACUUUAAGGGAACAACAUUCUAUACUAGCAUUGCUGGUAGGUUGUUUUAUUCAUCAGAACUCAGUUUUGACUAUCACUCUUUCCUGUCAAAUGCUCUGUUGUACUUUUCUUUUUCCCUCCCACUACUUGCCCUUGCAUUGGGCUUUAAAAAGAACUUAUUGAUACAAAUGCUUUGCUGUUUGCAAGCCUGGGAUAAGAGGUCAUUUUGAAUAUUUAAACUACCUGUAAAUAAUAGUUUAUUAAAUACAGAACAUUCCAUUUUGCUGGUUGCAUAAAGGCAAAGUGCGUGGGAAUCUGCAGAAAUUUUACUUUUAAGUAUUUGAGAUAUUUUGCCUGGGGGAACAGAAGUUUGUCACCCGAGAGGCUGUAAUGUCUUUUAGCAACAAACUUUUGCAAUUUUCUGUUUAGGCAGAAAAUAACAAUGGUUGCAACAUAAUCUUUGUGGAUUGUUCAACUUGAGUUUAACAGGAGUUAGUUGUUAUGGAGGGAUAUUUGAAGAGAGUGGAAAUAAAAGAAUACAUUUGACUUGCAUGCCAAGUUUCUCAUCAGGCAUGUUAA
This is a messenger RNA of Stylophora pistillata, 2111 nucleotides long. RefSeq lists its product as uncharacterized. Lineage: Eukaryota; Metazoa; Cnidaria; Anthozoa; Scleractinia; Pocilloporidae. The record is from RefSeq and is a predicted model, not a curated record.